AUGUCUUCCAUAUCCAAACCCGUGAAAUUGAAGCGAGCUAGCGUCGCUUGCAACUCGUGCCGAGAAAGCAAGCUCAAAUGCCUCAACAACUCAAACAUGGCAACGUGCCAACGGUGCAACAACUUGAACAUCAAAUGCACCUACACUUUGAAACACUCCCAAUUGAAACGAAAGAAACUGGCCAGGGCUGAACCUCAACUAAACCCAAUAACGGUGACUUUACCAGAUAAGGAGACCAUACUUGAGGUAAUUGAAAUCUUUUUCAACAACCAAUACACGGGCAUAUUCCGCCUCUUCCAUAAACCGUCAUUUAUCUCAUUUUUGCAAAGCGACAAAUUCGACCCGACCCUGUUUAUAGAGAACCCGCCCCCAACAACCUCGCUUCUAGAACCAACCCCGAUCGUGCUCCUCGGCAUACUCGCACUAUGCGCAAGACUACACCCGACACUCCCUAAAAGCUACGGCACGUUUGAAGAGGCCAACGCCGCCUCGUUCCAGCCAAACCCAAACAACACCUUCACCCCGGAAUCAGCCUCGAGCUCCUCCAACUAUUUCGGAUAUCACGCAAAGCGAAUCUUGGGCCAAGACUUUGAAACUCCCACCUUCAGCAAAGUGCAGGCGUUGUGCGUGUUGAGCAGCCAUGAAUGGGGCGAAGGCAACGCGUCGCGAAGCCACAUGUAUCUGGGGAUCGCGGCGCGCAUGGCGAUGAUCUUGGGCUUGGACGAAGAAGACCCCGACUUGACCUACCAAAGUCAUUUCUUGGAGCUGGAAGUGCGACGGAGAACCAUGUGGAGCGUGUAUUUGAUGGAUCGAUGCAACGCCAGCGGCCGCGGAAGCAAAUCGUGCAUUGAGUUAAAAGACGUCAAAGUCCGUCUACCGUGCGAUGAAAAGAGCUUCAUUUUCGGCACUGGACAAGAACAGAGCUUUAGAGAUGAUGUAACGCAGUUUAUUGAAAAGAACAACUCCGUGGAGUUGGCCAAGGUGUCCUGCUGUGGAUACAUGGUUUAUUUAUUUGAAAUAUGGAGAAACAUCUCCAAAUGGGUCGGGGAGAUGGGUGGGAAACUCGAACGACGAGCACCGUGGGACCAGGAAUCUCCUUAUUACAAAUUUGGCGUCGAGUUGGACAUGUUCCAAGAGCGCCUUCCGCAAUAUCUCCGAUUCGAAGCAAUGAAUGCCCACAUCGCCAAUGGCCUGGCGACGGAGUUUGCUUAUUUCCACGGCCUCUACUUUUUAUGCCGCGUGUUUCUAUGCCGCGAGUAUUUCUACUCGGCGCCGGAGUCUUUGCCAGCUGGCUGGUGGAAAGACCAAGCAACGAAGCUCUUCAACAGCUUGAAAGCGUUGGACUCGAUAACCAAGACUUUGAAACCGAUAAACCUCAUGGUGAUUGCUCCUUUUACGGGGUUUGAAGUGUUCACCACUGGCUCAACCAGCUUGUACAUUGCCGCGUACCCGAGCAAGGUCUUGCGCGCGCAUUUCAACGAGGACAUCUCGCAAACCUUUCUGAAGAUGGCUAAGGAUUCGUUGGAAACAUUGAAAAGCUGGAAAAACACGUGGGGGUUGGGCCAGAAAUGGAUCGAAACGAUGAAGAAAUUAAAGGAUAUGUUGGCGCGGAUCGCUGAUGUGCAAGAUGAUGAGUUUCGUCACAAAAUGCACGAUUAUGGCAACAUUGAGCAGAAGUCUAUGCAUAUACUGCAUUUGGUCUCUGGGGAAGAGCGCACUACUAAUAAGGAAGAUAGCAUGACUGUUGACUUGUUGAACAGUUUGGAUUUAGGUAGUUUGUUCCCUGAUUGGAUUGAUGCAAUGAUAUGA
Messenger RNA from Lodderomyces beijingensis, 1809 nucleotides. The record is from the annotation of a GenBank genome assembly. NCBI's taxonomy places the organism in Eukaryota, Fungi, Ascomycota, Pichiomycetes, Serinales, Debaryomycetaceae.